Molecule: messenger RNA, 1342 nt
Organism: Spea bombifrons (plains spadefoot toad)
Lineage: Eukaryota; Metazoa; Chordata; Amphibia; Anura; Pelobatidae
Product: cytoplasmic phosphatidylinositol transfer protein 1-like
Exons: 10
Coding region: 136-1059 (307 amino acids)
Biological process (GO): phospholipid transport
Cellular component (GO): cytoplasm
Molecular function (GO): phosphatidylinositol transfer activity; phosphatidylinositol binding
Source: RefSeq, a predicted model, not a curated record
CCAUGCAAAGGUGUGCCUACUGCUUUAGAGAGGGGAGAGAGAGAGGGGAGAGAGGGAGCGUAUACUGCAAGGUGAGAGGAGCGCACAAGCCUUGCCAAAGUUUUCCGUGAGUGCAGCACCGGCACCGGGCGCAGGAUGCUGGUGAAGGAAUACCGGAUUUGCAUGCCGCUGACUGUGGAAGAGUACAGGAUUGGGCAGCUGUACAUGAUCAGCAAACACAGCCAUGAACAGAGUUCUGAUGGAGAAGGUGUAGAGGUAGUCAUCAAUGAACCUUAUGAAGAUCCUGUCCAUGGGAGAGGACAAUACACUGAGAAGCGAGUAUACCUAAACAGCAAACUGCCAGCGUGGGUAAGAGGAUUUGUUCCCAAGAUAUUCUACAUCACAGAAAAGGCCUGGAACUAUUAUCCCUACACAAUCACAGAAUAUACAUGCUCUUUUUUGCCGAAAUUUCAGAUUCGGAUUGAAACAAAGUUUGAAAACAACAAUGGUAGCAACGCACAGGUCUUUGGGGAAAAACCUACACCUGAAGAAGAUGUCUGCUAUGUGGAUAUUGCAGGUGAUGACAUCACAGAAGAUUAUUACAAGAAAUCGGAGGACCUCAGAACGUUUCAUUCGGAGAAGACAGGUCGAGGGCCAUUGCUACAGAACUGGAGAGAGACUACGCAGCCCAUUAUGUGCUCCUAUAAGUUAGUAGCUGCUAAAUUUGAAGUUUAUGGUUUCCAAUCAAGAGUAGAAAGCUUCGUUCACAAGAACAUCAGAGACAUUUUACUUGCCGGCCACAGACAGGCUGUUGCUUGGAUGGACGAAUGGUAUGGUAUGUCUUUGGAGGAUGUAAGGAAAUUUGAGAAAAAACUUCAAGAAGAAACAAACUGCAAAGUAAAUUCACAGAAAAAAACUCCAGAUUCCCGAAGUGAAAAUCAUCUAAGCAUUGCUGGAGGGAAACAUUCGAUUAACCGGUCAACGUCAUGGAAUAAUGGAAGCGAGGCACAUUCUUACUCUGCGACCAACGGGGCUGCAGAAUUAAAGCCAAGACCAAGACUGCCCUCGGCUCCAGAAUAGUUCCUGAAGGAAUAGAAUUCUUAAUAUAUGGACCAGGAUGUGAUGUAAAAAAAAAUUUCCUGAGGGUUGUGUUUUUCAGCACCAAGGGUUUAAUAUAUCCAUGGCAGAUGGCAUAGCCAGUGAGAUUUUGAUCACCGGUUACCUUCUGCAUUCUACAAGGUUUAAGAGAAGGCUCAAUAGCAUGGACUUGUUUGUAUAAACAUAGAUUUGCAGUUUAAAAAUAAUAUUUUGGAUUUUCUAAUGUUUAAAAGAAAAUGGUAUCUGUAUAUUAGAAACAAAAAAA